This is a messenger RNA of Botrytis sinoallii, 636 nucleotides long. RefSeq lists its product as uncharacterized. The coding region runs from base 1 to 636 and encodes 211 amino acids. NCBI's taxonomy places the organism in Eukaryota, Fungi, Ascomycota, Leotiomycetes, Helotiales, Sclerotiniaceae. The record is from RefSeq and is a predicted model, not a curated record. The transcript has a single exon.
AUGGGAGGUAAUUCUGUAAGUGGAAAUGAAUUCAACCCAAAACAUUGGAUGAUGCGAACCAAUGCUUCCGCUCAAAAUCAGAUUCCAGGACCUACAGCUGCUAUAGACGCACAAAACAGUGCUGCAAUGGUCUGCCACAAUGCUCUCAUGAUCGCAAUGGGGUAUCGUCUCGACUUUUUCAGGCAUAUUCCUGCUGGCAUGACUCAAGCUCAGAUGAUCGCUAAUCGCCGGGGUCAAAUUGCUCUCGAGCUCCAUCGUGGCCAGUUGGCUGCCGCCCCAAGUCGGCAAUACAUAGCACCCAUGUGGCCGGAGCAAAGCUACAAUUUUCGAUACACAAGCGGAUCUACACAGUACAAGAAUCUCAUUGCCAAGCACUGCAAUUACGGAGCUGUGGAAGAGUUGUCCCGUCGAGAUCGCGCGAGAUGGUAUCGAGGUAUGCCACCUAAAAUCGAUUUUGAUAUCGGUCGCAGGAUAACGAAGGCUAAUCUCAUUCGUUACGGCCUGACGCGAGGAAUUCCCAUACAUAAUAUGCGGUAUGCUUCAUGCGGUCCGUUGCGGAAUAUCAUUGAAAAGUUCGAUUACAUGGCAAGAACACAGGCUAAUGGUAAGCCGGCUAUUAAUCCUCCUUCAUAUUGA